AUGGCUGUCGCAGGUGUUCCACCAGACAUUGCUCAACUGACUGGGCCUGUUGUUAUCGGUUUUGCAGCCCAGUGGGGUCUGUUUGGAUGUAGCUCAGUCCAGCUUUAUUUAUAUUAUUUGAAUUUCCCCAAGGAUACUGUGAAACUCAAGACUCUUGUUUAUGGCCUCUACAUCUUGGAUUUUGCGCAAACACUCCUAGUUACUGCCUUUGUCUUCCACAUGCUGGGCAGUGGCUGGGGUAAUGUCAAUAUCCUAGAAUCCGUAGGCUUGUCCUGGCUCGCGCUCCCGUUCUUCAAUGCCAUCAGUGGAACUAUAGUACAGUGCUUUUAUGCAUGGCGUAUCUAUACAUUGAGCAAGUCGAUCCCUUUGGCGGUGGUAAUAGUCCUCCUUGCACUAUGCGAGGGAACUUCUGGCCUGGCAUUCUCAAUCAUUCUUGAAACAAGGGUUCCCACUUUUGCUGACUUACAAAGCCAAACCUUUGUUGUUACCACCGUGUGUCUCAUGUCCAGUGCCUGCUGCGACAUUCUUAUAUCUCUAUCCAUGGUCUACUUGCUUAAUCGUGCCCGGAGAGAAUCAGCGUUUGGAAAAACGGAACAGCUUGUUACACGUCUGAUUCGCUUAAUCGUUGGUGGGGGUAUCUUGACGGCCAGCUUUGCAAUUCUCGAUGCUGUCUUCCUUCUUGCCUAUCAAAACAACAACUACCAUCUGGCUCCGAACUCAGCUCUUGCCAAACUGUACACCAAUGCGUUGAUGGUCUUACUGAACAGUCGAGCGCAAUUCCGAAGUAACAAUGGAAAUGUGGUCACUUAUACAUUUGAGGGGGAUUCCAGCCAGAAAAUGUCCCGGGCAACUUCAGGUUUGGCCUCGAUGCCAGCAUUGGACAGAGGUAGGAUUGGGAAUGGGCAAGGCAUCGCAGUGGAUGUCACUGUUGACAGUACAACCACUUACCCGGAUUCCUAUCCAAUGGGAAGAUUUGAUAAACGGAAUACGGACGAAGAAUUUGGGCCUGUAAAACGAGGAGAUGAAUUUUAA
Lentinula edodes (shiitake mushroom) is the source of this 1032-nucleotide messenger RNA. RefSeq lists its product as uncharacterized. The coding region runs from base 1 to 1032 and encodes 343 amino acids. The transcript has 10 exons. The record is from RefSeq and is a predicted model, not a curated record. NCBI's taxonomy places the organism in Eukaryota, Fungi, Basidiomycota, Agaricomycetes, Agaricales, Omphalotaceae.